AUGGAAAACCUCACGCCAGAACAAUGGCGCGAGAUAAUGAACCGGAAGAUGCGAUUCCCUCCGGAGCUCAUCGCUGCCAUCCAGGAGGGGAAGAUAGAGCAUCUUCGUGGGCUGCUGAAGACCGGCGACGGCAUCCUCCGCCAGCUGGAGGAGUCCGAGGACCGCCAGUGGAGGGAGGCCCUCAACCUGUCCAUCCGCCUGGGCAACGAGAGUUGCAUGGAUGUCCUCCUGCAGGGGGUCAAGUUCGACUUCCGGCAGAUUCACGAGGCCCUGCUCGUGGCCGUGGACACCAACCAGCCCCGGGUGGUGAAGCGCCUGCUGGACCGCCUCGACCAGGAGAAAGGAAACAAGAUGGACGUGCGCUCCUUCUCCCAGGCCAUCUUUGACCAGUCAAUUGACAACUCCCAGUUUGCUCCUGGUGUGACUCCUCUGACCUUAGCCUGCCAGAAGGACCUGUACGACAUUGUCGCCAUGCUCACCCGGAAAGGGCACGUCAUCCCGUGGCCGCACAAGAUAUCCUGCAUCUGUCUGGAGUGUCGUAACGGCCGGCAGUACGACCUUCUGAAGUUCUCCUUGUCUCGCAUCAACACCUACCGUGGCAUCGCCAGCCGCGCCUACCUGUCCGUCACCUCUGAGGACGCCAUGCUCAGAGCCUUCACUCUCAGCAGGGAGCUCCGCAUGCUCUCGCAGAAAGAGCCAGAGUUCAAGCCUCAGUACCUGGGCCUGGAGGAGCUCUGCCAGGAGUUUGCCGUGGAGCUGCUGGGCAUGUGUCGUAAUCAGAGCGAGGUGACCACCAUCCUGAACAGCUGCGGAGAUGAGAGCCAGGACUCCUUGGAGGAGCAGGCCUUCGAUGAGGGGAUCCCCAACCUGUCCCGCCUGCGGCUCGCUGUCAACUUCAACCAGAAGCAGUUUGUGGCCCACCCCAUCUGCCAGCAGGUGCUCUCCUCUAUCUGGUGCGGGAACCUGGCUGGAUGGCGGGGCAGCAGGACGGCCUGGAAGCUGUUUGUCUCCAUGGUGAUCUUCCUCACCAUGCCCUUCCUCUGCCUCGUCUACUGGGUCGCUCCAACGUCAAAGUUGGGAAAGUUACUAAAGAUUCCUGUGAUCAAGUUCCUCCUGCACUCAGCCUCCUACCUGUGGUUCCUCAUCACGUUACUGGGAGAGUCAAUAACCAUGGAGAUGUAUCGAACCAAAUUUGCUUCCCGGCAUCAGGACAUGCUGCACAGCUCCUUCCACAUGGUGUGGGUGGUCGGGUUCUUCUGGUACGAGUGUAAGGAGGUGUGGAUCGAGGGGCUGCGCAGCUACUUCCUGGACUGGUGGAACUGCCUGGACGUGAUGGUGCUCGGAAUGUAUCUGGCCUCCUUCGCGUUACGUCUGCUCAUCAUGCUCAAAGGCUUCUUUGUGUGCCAUGGGCAUGAUGUCACAGAGGAGUGCGUUUACUUCACUCAGGCUGUGCGUGAGGACUGGCGUCAGGAGGACCCCCAGCUGCUGGCCGAGGUUCUGUUUGCAGUGACCAGCAUGCUGAGCUUCACGCGGCUGGCCUACAUCCUGCCAGCUCACGAGUCCCUGGGAACUCUGCAGAUCUCCAUAGGGAAGAUGAUCGAUGACAUGAUGAGAUUUAUGUUUAUAUUGAUGAUCAUCGGAACAGCCUUCCUCUGCGGCAUCAACAAUGUCUAUGUUCCUUAUGUCCUCUCUCCACACCUUGGCAGGUUUAAUGAGACGUUCCACUUCCUCUUCUGGACCAUGUUUGGCGUGGCUAACCAGGACUACGUGGACAUGCCCCAGUUUGUGGUGGCGGAGUUUGUAGGAAGGAUUCUGUACGGCAUCUUCACCCUCGUCAUCGUCAUCGUCCUGCUCAACAUGCUUAUCGCCAUGAUCACCAACACCUUCCAGAAAAUUGAGGAUGAUGCAGACGUUGAGUGGAAGUUUGCCCGCUCCAAGCUGUACCUCAGUUACUUCAGAGAAGGCCUCACCAUUCCCGUGCCCUUCAACAUCAUCCCCUCACCCAAAGCCUUCUACUACAUGUUAAGAGGUCUCUUCAGACUAAUCUGCUGCUGCUGCACUUCAAAUGCUGAGAACAAAUAUCCUCCUAUUCCCUCUAUGAGCAAUGAUAAGGAGCCUGAAGAGGACCAGAUACCGUACCGGCAGCAGGUGAUCAGAGCUCUGGUGCAGCGCUACAUUGAGUCGGCACGCAGGGAGUUCGAGGAGAACAAGAGGAAAGAUAUCGGCAAUCGGAUCACUUUGCUGACCAAAACGGUCAGCAAGAUGCACGGGGACAUCAAGGUGGUCCAGCAGCUUCUGACGGAGGAGGGACACCCAGCAAGUGACCCACGGACCAAUGAGGGCUCCUCUUUUCUGGGGAAAUACAUCAUUGGUGCCAAAAACAAUUUUGUAGGAUUUAACAGCAAACCAGAUGAGAAAGCGUCAUCACUCAAAGUGCCAGUGCACAAUGGAGAGAAAGAAGGGGUUACAGAUCAAAUUGAAACAGAUAACAAUCAAAAUGUUGUUGGCGAUUGUGAAGCAGAAGGAUCGAAGCAGGUGACGGACUGUGAUGUGGUGAAGAUGGAAGAGGGGAGAGCUAAAACUGAGGUAGGGGAUCAGAAGGAACCUGAGAAGAAAGAGCAGAUGGAAGCAGACAAUAGAGAAAAUACUGAAGAUGAAGUUAAAGUGGUAGCAGGGACAAGUUUUAAUCAUGUAGAAAAGGAGUCUAAACCCAAGGCAGGAAAAGGAAAGGAAGAUGAGAAGCUGACAGGGGGGAAGGUGAGUGAAACACACACAGAUACAACUCCUGACACAGUCAACAGUGAAAAGACAGAAACAAAGUCAGCAAUGAACAAGUUUAGAGAAGCAGAGCUGAAAGAACAGAAAGUGGAGCCAAAGUGGAAGCAAGGUAAAAAGUUUGAACAUGAAGCGGCAGGGGAAAUUGCUGUCAUAGAGGGCAAUGCAAAGCCUGGAGCCACAACAACCGUCCCCUCCCCAACAGGAAGCAGCCUCUCUCAGGACACCGGCUUCGGAUCAGAAGAAGGGGACGGGGCGAUUGGAGGGACGGUAGUGAGGCCGUAG
Molecule: messenger RNA, 3060 nt
Organism: Notothenia coriiceps (black rockcod)
Lineage: Eukaryota; Metazoa; Chordata; Actinopteri; Perciformes; Nototheniidae
Product: short transient receptor potential channel 2-like
Exons: 13
Coding region: 1-3060 (1019 amino acids)
Biological process (GO): single fertilization; regulation of cytosolic calcium ion concentration; calcium ion transmembrane transport
Cellular component (GO): cation channel complex; plasma membrane
Molecular function (GO): inositol 1,4,5 trisphosphate binding; store-operated calcium channel activity
Source: RefSeq, a predicted model, not a curated record